AUGAAGCCCGUCGUCAGUGCUAUGCAGGCAUGGUCUUGCACCGUCAUCUCCUUCUUCGCCAUCAUCAUCCUCACCGUCCUCGCCGCUCUAUAUCGCUCCGGCCACGAGGAGCUCGUCGGAGGCGUAGACGAUCCCACUGAUGGCAAGGCCGUCUCUGGCACAGUCUUUACUGCAGUCUUUGUCUACAUCGUACGUGUUGCUCCUUUCGAUCCGAUUUGA
Trichoderma gamsii is the source of this 219-nucleotide messenger RNA. RefSeq lists its product as hypothetical. The transcript has 2 exons. The record is from RefSeq and is a predicted model, not a curated record. The coding region runs from base 1 to 219 and encodes 72 amino acids. Lineage: Eukaryota; Fungi; Ascomycota; Sordariomycetes; Hypocreales; Hypocreaceae.